This is a messenger RNA of Cylas formicarius (sweet potato weevil), 8365 nucleotides long. RefSeq names its product serine/threonine-protein kinase Wnk (gene Wnk). The coding region runs from base 719 to 8017 and encodes 2432 amino acids. NCBI's taxonomy places the organism in Eukaryota, Metazoa, Arthropoda, Insecta, Coleoptera, Brentidae. Gene Ontology annotation, molecular function: protein serine/threonine kinase activity; chloride channel inhibitor activity; ATP binding. The transcript has 20 exons. Gene Ontology annotation, biological process: negative regulation of sodium ion transport; positive regulation of potassium ion import across plasma membrane; protein phosphorylation. The record is from RefSeq and is a predicted model, not a curated record. Gene Ontology annotation, cellular component: cytoplasm.
CAAAGUGGAAAUUGAGAAUCCCAAGGGCGUCUUCGCCGGGUACAAUGGCCGAUCGUCGCCGAGACGUGUCAAGGGUUCGGUGAGGUUAGCGGCCCGUUGCCCUGCUUGUCACCUGGACAAACGCGCGAAAACGGGGCAAACCUGCCCUCGGCUCGAUCAGGGACUAGCAAAGGGUGCGACAAUUCCGCGCACAAAGGCAAACUCCUCCUCGUCAAUAGCUUCACCCCAUACUACGUCGGCGGGCGGCGCGGGAGGCGGUCGCCGGGGCUUCCACAAUACCUGGUCUCGUUUACAGACCGCGGGAGGAGGAGGAGGCGGGGGUUCACUUUCCGGUCGCCGAAGCAGUAGCGGUUCGGGCAGGCACCAACAGAGGACCGCCUCGGACGCGUCCCUCGAGUUGGGCGAGGAGGCGAAACCGUCGGCCUCGCCCCCGAGGGACGCGGCUUUAAAAAAUGGCGAUGAUUUUGGCGUAACCCCAUUAACCGAGGGCGCGCGAUCGUUAAAAGACGUCCUCGACAAUAUUGAAUUUAUCGAUCAAUCCGGGUCGGAUUUAGUGGAACCCAACAGGGGUUACCAUACUGUCGACCCCGACGUCGUCACGCCCCGGGUCGCUUCUAAGGUGAAGGUGAAGGCGAAAACGACAAGUAACAAGAAAAGGAACAAAAAAUGUCGGGGCGCCAGUUUCGAGGCGGAGAAAAAGUCGCCGCCAAAGGAGUCGAUGAUCUCCACAAAGACCGUCACGGCCAAGACGGAAACCCGGAAAAUUAUAACGACGACGACGAGUUUGAACCGGUACACGUUCAUGAAAGUAAUGGACGAGGACAAAGGCAAGCCGCUGGACAAGAUCAGGACCCACAGCUGCAGCAGCAUACCGUACGACAACAUCAUCGAGAACCUCGCGCCAUUCAGGAAGCGGUUCUGCAACGUGCAGCUGUUCGACGGCGACAACGGCCCCCAGCAGAAAAACCUCAAGAAAGAUCCGAAUUGUAACGGUGACGUCAGAGCGGCGGUCGAGUCGGUCCUGGACGACAUCCUGGAGAUGGCGGUCGAGAUCAUCGUGAAGAACCAGCUGCUGCGCGGCUCGUCUGGGGACCGGGGCGACGUGGCGGCCCCGACCGCCACUUCUGCAGGCGGGGCCACCGCCGAGGAUGAUCGUUUCGAGUAUAAGUCGCGUAUUCGUUGCAAUACGGGCGACAUCUUGCCGAAUUUGUAUCCGCCGAAAAUCACCCACACCCCCUCGAGCGACACGCUUAUAGACGCGAAAAAUUUCGUGGAGGAGUACGAGGAGUAUCACGACUCGUGCAGCGAAAUGGCCGACGCGGAGAACGCCGUUAGCCAGAUCAUCGACGAACUGAGCGCCAGCGUCGACAAGACGAUCAUGGAAAAGCAGCGUCCGACGCGGCGCAAAGACAAAUCGGUGAAGCACAGGGGCGUGACCAGCCUCAUACCGAUUGAGACCGAUUCGAACGCCGAAGACGACGGCGACACCGCGCAGAUGAGCGACAUGAACGAGGCGCGGCUCCUCGAAGUCGGCGCGAUGUACAACAUCCCGAAGAACUUCUUCCAGAGCGCGGAGAUGACGGAAAUUACCGAACAAACGAUCGAUCGGCACGACGAGAACGCGGAGAAUAAUCCGGACCUUGCCGAACAGCCGGUCGUCCUUAGCCUCACCACCGAGGCGAAGGUCGAGGACGACGACGACGUCUACAGGCCGAUCGCGGUCAGCCCCGACGGAAGGUUCUUCAAGUACGAGGAGGAGAUCGGUCGGGGUUCUUUCAAGACCGUGUACCGUGGCCUCGACACGCAGACCGGCGUGGCCGUCGCGUGGUGCGAACUCCAGGAAAAGAAACUGAACAAGACGGAGCGGCAGAGGUUCCGCGAGGAGGCCGAGAUGCUGAAGAAGCUCCAGCAUCCGAAUAUCGUGCGCUUCUACAACUAUUGGGAGUUCCCCGGGACGAAGAAGAAGAAUAUCGUUCUCGUCACCGAGCUAAUGCUCAGCGGCACGCUGAAAACGUACCUGCGCCGCUUCAAAAAGAUCAACCCAAAAGUACUGAAGUCGUGGUGUCGCCAGAUACUCAAGGGGCUCGCGUUCCUACACUCGCGCGCCCCGCCCAUCAUCCACCGCGACCUCAAGUGCGACAACAUCUUCAUCACGGGUACUACGGGUUCGGUGAAAAUUGGAGACCUGGGGCUUGCCACGCUGAAGAACAGGAGCUUUGCCAAGUCGGUGAUUGGUACCCCGGAGUUCAUGGCGCCCGAAAUGUACGAGGAACACUACGACGAAGGGGUCGAUGUGUACGCGUUCGGUAUGUGCAUGCUGGAGAUGGCAACCAGCGAGUAUCCAUAUUCGGAGUGCACAGGUCCCGCUCAGAUCUACAAAAAAGUCAUAUCGGGAGUCAAACCGGCCAGUUUCGACAAGGUUCAGAAUCUCGAAAUCAAGGACGUGAUCGAGAGCUGCAUCAGACCGCGUAAAGAAGACCGCCCGAAGGUGAAGGACCUUCUGCAGCACGCGUUUUUCGAGGAAGACGUCGGCCUUAAGGUCGAGGUCGUUUCGCAGGUGAGCAAGAAGAUCGUGUUUAGGCUGAGAGUGCUCGAUCCAAAGAAGAGGACCCACAAGCACAAGGAGAACGAAGCGAUCCAGUUCGAAUUCGACAUGGAGACGGACAAGUACGACGCGAUCGCCGAGGAAAUGGCGAAGUCGGGCAUCAUAUUCGAGGAGGACGCGAAAACGGUCGCGCAAUUGCUGAAGGCGCAGAUCAUGCUAAUAAACAAGGAGCGCGAGAGGCAAAACAAGGAGCAGGAGGCACGCGCGCAGCAGUACCAGCAGUAUAUCAAUCUGCAGGUGGAACAACAGCAGCAACAGAUGAACCAACAGCAGCAGCAGCCGCAUAUGGCGCCGCCGUCUCAAACGCAACAGCAACAGUAUCCUCAACCUGGACAGUACCAGCAACAGCAGAGCAUCAUCCAGGAGCAGCAGCAGCAGCAGCCCGGUCCGUACCAGCAGCAGCAACCGGGAAUCAUCCAAUCCGACGUGCAGCACUACUCGCAGCAACAGCAGAUGGUGCCGCAGGAUAACCAGCAGCAACAGACGCAGGCGAACAUGGUGUACCAGCAACACCAGUCGGCCAAUCCGCAACAGCAGCAAGAGCAGCACCAGCCAACCCAAUUGCAGAGGCAGACGUCAGUGGAGCCGGCGCAGUCACAGCCGAUUAUACACAAGCAGCCCGCCCCCACACAAUUUGCACAGCCAAAUUAUAUACCAGAGGGCGGGGGCAUACCACAGCAAGCGGAGUUUAUACAGCAAGAUGCCAAACUGCCGCCGGAGCUAAUGCAGCAACAAUCCAUGACUAACUAUCAACCGCAGCAGCAACAGGGUCAGACGUAUCACGCGCAACCGGGUUAUCAGGAGCAAUACCAGCAGUAUCCCCAGCCGGAUCUCGCGCAGCAGCAGCAACAGCAGUUUGUACAGCAGGGGUACCCGCCGCAGCAGCAAGGUCAGCACUACCCUCAAGCCGGUUAUCCUCAGCAACAGCAGCAGCAAGCACCGCCUGGCUAUCAGCAGCAGCAGCAAAAUUAUCAGCCGUCCGGUUACCAGCAGCAACCGGUCCAGCAGCAGCAGCAGCAGCAGCAACCUCCGCAAUCGCAACACUACGUGUCGAGCCAGCAGCAGGCCUAUUCCCAGCAACCGCAGUACAUGACUCCCCCUAUAGAGCAGCAGCAGCAGCAGCACCCUCCGCAGUUUGUCCAGCCGCAGCAGAGCGUUGAUCAGACCGUCUAUCAGCACCAGUAUAUCGCUCAGCAGGCCGGCGGGGGUCCUUACAUCGAUCACCAGCCACAGCAGAUGGUACAGCAGCAGCAGGCCUCCAAUCAGCAGCAGCAGCAGAUUCCGAUUCAGCAACCUCAACCAGUUCAGCAGAUUUCAAUUCAGCAACAACCACAGCCAAUUCAGCAAUCUCAGGCGGUUCAGCAACAGCAAAUGUCAAUUCAGCAACAGCAAAUUCCGGUUCAACAGCAGCAGUCGGUUCAGCAACCACAGCCUACUGCAGUUCAGCAACAACAGAUUCCAAUUCAGAAGCAACCACAGCCUAUCCAGCAGCAACAAACUCAGCCUGUGCAGCACCAGCAGAUUCCGAACCAUCAGCAGCAACAACAGCCCCAGACGGUGCAGCAACCAUCCCCUGCCGAUAACCAAGACGUCGCCGGUGGCGGCACCGUGCACCGCCUGUCGAACUCGGACAUCCCGCCCAUGAACCUUGAACAGCUGCAACAGAAGCUGGCGGCACAGAACGCGAAAGAGCAGCACCGGGUGUCGACGGCGUCACUGCCGCCGCUGCCGUUUGAAAGCGGCGCCACGACGCAGCAGGACCAGCGUCGCGCGUCGACAGUCUCGCAGCCGGCGGGCGGCGUGGCGGAGUACGCGCAGUUGCAGCACCAGGUCAUCCGGGAGGGUAGACCUGUCGAUGAAGACGUCCAAACGGAGGACCCCGACCUGUCGGUUUCCGAGCAGGACGCGUCUUCGUCGACGGGCGCGGACCCGGAACCCGCGAAACCACGACGCUCGUCGUCGAAACGUUCUUCGCUACGGCACCGGCUCGUCGUCGACGCCGUCCACGGCGACGGUACCGUCGAAUGCCGCCUCAUAAGCAAGCAGCGCACAGUCAGUUUCAAAUUUAACCGCCUGGACACGACACCGACGGACAUCAUCGACGGCAUGGCGCGCCAGGAUCUCCUCGAGGCGGGGCCGCACGAGAAACUGCGCGCGCACUUGGAGCGCGUCAUCGAGGAGCUCAGGUUACGACCCGACCGCAUACCGGACGGCGCGGCCACGGCGACGGCGUCGAAGGACAGUCAAAAGGUCAGGCAUGCCUCGCUGACCAGGCACCCCCACAAAAAGACACAUAGAAGGCACCGAUCGCGCGACGAGUCGAGCACGACCGUGCCCAAGGUGAAGUCCCCGGACCGCGACGAACUGCGCGCCAUGAUCAAAACCACCCUCGCCGAGAACGUCUACCAAAACUUGACUUGUCGCGAGAGUUUGAACUCGAGCGGAACCGUGUCUCGCAAAACCAGCACCGCCUCCGAGUAUACCCCCGAACACACUUGUUACGUGCGGCCGUCACCGCAGUUGGAUCAGACGAGCGUCAUCUACGUGAACGACAGCUGCACUAUGGCCCCGUCGGAGACGCCCACGUCCGCACCGACGCACCCCAAGCCCGACGGUGACGGCCUCGACGGCGGCGCUUCUGACGCGCUCAAAACCGAACUGGAAAACAGUCUGCGACAGAAGGAGGUCGCGAAACUGGUGCCCGGCCAGAAGGUCAAUCUCAAAGUGUUCGUCAUGGCGGUCGACCGCGACGCCGAGGGGCCGUCGGCGACCGACACGAAACCGCCUCUACCCGGAACGGCGGACGCGGCGGAAACCGACAAGGCCGGCAAAACGGAAGGGGGCGCCGCCGCCCGAUCUCCCCAAAGAAAGAUCUCCAGGUUCCUCGUCAGUCCCGUGCUGUCGGGUCAGCUCGACUUGCCCAAGGAUAAGGAUUUCGGUGACGGCGAGGUGCCCGAGGCGGCGGUCUCGGCGGUGACGAGGAAGACGUCCGCGCCGCUCGAGCGUACCGGUUUGGAGGCGGAGAAGCCGGCCGAGCAGAAACUGAGCGUCAGCUCGAUGAAGGAGGAGUCUACGAUCAACCGCGAGGAGGUGGGGCAGGUGUGCGGUCCCGAGCUGAUCAACACUCUGGAACAGCUAAAGAUCAGUCUGGACAAUUUGAAGCAUAGCAGCCACCCGAAAAAGGAGGGCGAGGGAGGAGGCGAGGUCAAAAAGACCGAAACCGGUACCAAGCCCGCCGCUCCCGUGCCGUUCGUGGCCGCUCCCCAACAGCAGCAGCCGGCCGCCCCCGCGUUCGUCCAACCGCCGACGGCGUACGCGGCGCCGCCGCCGGUGCCCUACGUGGGCGUCGUGCAGCAGCCGCCCAUAGUCGCGCCCCAGCCGGUACAAUUUGCGCAGCCCCCGCCCGCUCGGCAACAGACUUUCGUGCCCGUGGGCGGGACGCAGUACCCGAGCCAGCCCGCAAUAGUAGCCGCACAAAACGUCACGUACCCGCCCCCGAGCGCCGCCCCUUACCAGCAGCAGCAAGUCGCCGCGCAGAUACCUGCGCAACCGCAGCUUAUCGCGCAGCAGGGCACCGCGCAGAUAUUCCCUCAAUCCCAAGCGAUGACCGGUUCGGUAUCGGUUCAGAAUUUGAACAAUGGUCAGCAACAGCCGGCUCAGCCGCCACUCCAAAACGGUCCCGGCUUCCAGCAGUCCGCGUCGGUCGAGGAAAACCUGCAGGGGUACGCGAACGCGGCGAAGAAAAUGCUGCCGGAGGGCGUAAAGCUCGCGAUGGAGGGGACCGGGUCGUCGAGCAGGGGCAGUCAGGUGUCGACUCCGCAGGCCGAGGUCUACGAUAUCCAAAGUCUGCAACAGAAGUUGUCGAGUAUCGCUGCGGCGCCGCAGAGUCCGCACGCCGGACUCGUCGUCGCCCCCCUCGAGUUUCCCCAGGAGGCGGCGGCGGUGUCCAACAAGCAGCCCUCUGCCGAAGCGCUCUCGCCCGAGCCCGAGAAAUCGGCCGACGCGUCGAAGCUCAGACAGUUCGAGGACUUGAACGAUCAACUGCGCAAGAUUAACAACGCGCAGCAGCAGCAGCAGACGAUCAAGGACGAACCGCCGCCAGCCGAGAUCAAGAUGGCGGAGGCAGCGCUCGACGAGGCCAAGCGCGACCUCAAGCUCGAGCUGGAACGGCUUAACGAGACGGGCGCGACCGGUGCCCAGGCGCUAUGCGAAGCCGCGCCCGACGUCACCGGCGUUGCCGCGUCCGCCCCCACCAAGGAGCGUCGCGUGUCCCGCUUCAAGGUCAGCGUCGUCACCGAGCCGGACCGCAGCCAGCUGCAGCAGAACAAAACGGACGCCCCCAAAGUCGAAAGGGAUAACGGUAUUAACGGCGCCGACGCGUCGAAGGGCGUGGCACGACAAGGUAGGAGGGACACGCAGGCCGAUUUUACCACCGUCAUCAAUACGACGUUCGAUUCGUUGAAGACGACGCUGGUGCGGUCUCUACCGGAUACAGGAGCGGAGGCGUUGCCGGUCGAAGAAGUCUCCCAAGUCAGGCGGCCCGAACAGAGCUCGCAGGCGUCGGCGCCGACGCCGGUCGACGCCGGCGCGCGUCCUCUCCGCAAAUCCCUCUCGUACGUCGACCUGAAACGCGAGAUCGAAACGAUAAUGCCGAUACGUAAGGGGGCGGAGCUAUCGCCGCCGCCGCCGCCGCCGCCGGGUCAUAACCCUAGGCGGCGCGCGCCGCCCGCCGGCCGGCGUCAAUCCAAAACGUUUAGGCAGUUCCCACAGAUCGUAGUACAUCCGCCACCGGACGGGGGCGAAGCCCUGACGGCUAGCAUGCCCGACGUGAGGGUGAUCGACGCCGCCAAGCCCCGUCCCGUGCUAAACAACGUGUCGGUGAUGAACGCGUCGUGUCCUGAUCUGACGACGGCCCUCGGUUUGUCCGAAACGUCACGUAAAUUGGUUGUCCAGACGUCGACGCCGUCGCGACGUCGCACUCGGCUGCGUAAGCGCGACGAGACGCCAGGCGCUGUUCUCCGGCGCCACCUCAAAAUGAAACACUCGCGCUCGAUGCAAAAUCUCAUGACGACCAAAGGAGGCGGGGCGUCGUCUUCCGACGGUGACCAUACCUACUUCACGGUACACGCGGGCACCGAAAUCGGGGGGUCACGCGGUCGCGAGUGGGGGUGGGAGUGGGGCAACGGGGCGCGGCGGCGGGCGGUCACGAUUGAGGAAUACCUGGAGACGUAUUACGCGCCCGAAACGGAGGAGACGUUCGAGGAGAUGCUAAACCGGCAAAAGGCGGAACUGAACGCGCUGAUGGAAGCGCAUCGUAAGCAGCAGCUCGAGUACAUGGAACGACAUCGUCGAAAAAUCGAGGAGGGGUCGUGGGGCGGCGGGGCGGCCGGAGGUCGACACGCCGCCGACUAGGGCGCGGGCGCGCAGAAAAGAAAUUCUUUCGCGGAAAGCGAAAUAAUUUUUUUUAGGAAGAAAUCAUUGUGAGAACGAAGGCUGUAUACCGUAUGUAAUUGUUUUAUAGUGUUUAUCGAUCCAAAACGAAGAUAAGUCUAGUUAUUAUCAUUAGUUUGCAUUCGCCGAUAAUUUAUUUUUAAUAGUCUCCAAUCCCCCCCGCCCCUCUUUCAGGGAUUGUUGGUGGUGGGUGGGGAUUGCGGACCGCGCGAGGCGGGCGGCCGUGUGAAAUGUGUUCGGGAGGUGCGUCGCGCGGACAUUUUGUUUAAAAAUAAACCACUUGUUGCAACAAAAUAUGUUUUUUUUAUU